GUUCCUCUUUUCCUGGAUACAUAUCAACUGUCAGAAGAAACCAAGAAACCAUUAGCCAAGCAGGAAAAGAGCCUACCUGCCAAAACAGCAGGACAGAGAUGCUUUUCAGCGACACUGACGCUGUGUGUGGGUGAGGGAGCUGAUCCAGGGAUGGAGGACUUCAGGAGGGCCUACCUGCGGCUGUGUAAGGAGGCUGGCGUGGAGCCCCAGGAGUCGGUCCUGGUUCAGCUCCAGGAGGCCCGGGCCGUGGCCGGCGGAACCAGACUGGACCUGAACGGCCAGAGUCUGACGGUGGAGUCGUGCGCCGUGCUGGGCAGGACGCUGCAAAAGGACACGCUGUUCACUGAGCUUGUGCUCAGCGACUGCAUGCUCAGCGAGGAAGGCGCCAAGCUCUUCCUGAACGGGCUGUGUUCCAACACCACAGUUAGAGCGCUGGAUCUGAAGGGAAACAACUUAAGAGGAGCCGGUGCGGAGGCUUUGGGGAAGUUGCUGGUGAGGAACAAGACGUUACGAAGGCUCGUUCUGGAGUGGAACGCUCUCGGCAUGUGGGAAGAGGGCUUUUCUAUAUUCUGUGAAGGUCUCGCCUCUAACGGUUGCCUUACCCAGCUUGACCUGCGCAACAACCAGAUCAACCACCAGGGGGCAGCAGAGCUCGCCUUAGCUUUAAAAAGGAACUCAGUCCUCCAGGAGCUCGAUCUGCGGUGGAAUAACAUUGGUUUAUUGGGUGGUCGCUCCUUGCUGGAUGCUCUGCAGCAGAACCGCACUCUUCUCCAGCUCGAGAUGGCCGGCAACAACAUCCCCAGCGACAUCCUCAGAGCCAUCGAGCAGUCUAUGGAGCACAAUGCAGACCGGCAGUCCUCUCUGAGAGAGAGCCGCUCCAGGACCCAGGUGCUCAGCAAGGAGAUCCAAAAUCUAAAGGAGGAGAAGGGCCGGCAGUUUCUAAGUCUGAUGGAGACCAUCGAUAAACAGAGGGAGGAGAUGGGGAGAAGCAGCAGAAAUUCAUCGAUACGUCUAGGGCAGCUGCAAGAAGCGCUACAUGAACGGAAGUCAGCAGUGAACUCUCUCACAGCCAAGCUGCAGAUGACCGAAGCUGCGCUGGCUCUGUCUGAGCAGAAGGUCAAUAACCUGGGAGACCUGCUGACCAGACUGAAGCUGGAGAAGACUGAGCUCAUGGACCGGCAGUCCAGAGAAAUAAAGAAGCUUCAAGAGGAGAGUGUCCUGCGAGAAGGGAAGCUUUUAAGGGAGACCAACAGUCUGUCUGAGAAGAACCACCAACUGAAGAACAAGCUGGACGAGAGUGAGCGACGGUGCAAAGCUCAGCAAGAUCAGAUCUUUGAGCUGAAGCAGGAGCUCACAAACUCCACUGCAGAGCUGAAACUGCGUCUGGCCCAGGCUGAAGAGCGUUUGGACAUGGAGAAGAGAAGAUCCAAACAAGCUCUUGAAGACAUGGACAGUUUACGACAGAAAGAGGUAGAUCAUGUCAACAGGCACCUGGAGGAGAGCGAGAGGGCUUUACAAGAUCGUAUUCUCAAACUGGAGGGCCAGCGGAUCCAGCUGGAGGAGGAGCUGAGCCGAGUGAAGGCCGCUAUGGUGACCGAGAGAGCGCAGGCGGAAGAAGAGCUGGGGAAAGUGCGGACGCAAGUGCGCCUGGAGGAGCAGCAGCAUCUGAGCAGCAUGGAGGAGAAGCUCCGGAGCACACGUCAGUCCCGGGACGAGGCUCAGAGCCACUGCGCCCAGCAGAAACAGACCAUCGCCGAGCUGCACGCACGCGUCGGCCAGCAGAGCAUCGAGAUGGACGCCCUGCGCCGCAGGAUAGAUGAGCUACAGCAGGAUCUGGCGGGGAAGGAGCAGGAGAAGAUGGCGGAGGUGACGCGGGUCAGGGUGGAGCUGCAGGAGCAGAUCGGCCACCUUCAGGCGGAGCGGACGGCUCAGAGUGGCCUGAAGGAGAAGAUCGCUGCUCUGGAGAGAGAAAUGAAGGCUCUUGGUGCCUCCCACCGCGAGGCUCUCCUGGACAAAGAGAGCGAGAUCUCUUCUCUGCUGGAGCGUCUGCGUAUGAAGGAGGGAGAGAUUCAGCGCAUGCGCGAGGACGAGGCGCAGAGAGCCAGCUUCCUCCAGAACGCGAUACUUACCUACGUCCAGGGCUCACCGCUCGGACAUUACAGCCCCAAAAAGUGACCCCCAGCCCUCCUCAACAGACACAGUCAGCAUUACAACCACGCACUUCCUCUCACGUCAGCUGGACAUCAACUUAUCUGAUUAAUAAACACUCCUGGCUGGUUUUUAGGAUAUUUGAUGUGCGGAUUUGUACAUUUUUUGAACGUUGUUUAGUUUUGAAAUUUUCUGGUUUGGACCAGAGGACGUAAAAUGCAGCUGCUUGAGGUGGCUUUGCAUUUUGUCACUGUUGUAACUGAACUCCAUAUCUCUGAAAAGCUAACUUUACAGGGGAAACAUGUUCUUAAAGGGGAAUUCCACCCAUUUUGUAAAAUGUCCACAUAAUUCAGUGUGUGAGACGUAAACAGAGUGAUUCAGAGUGGUUUGCUGUGAAAUGGUUCAGAUGUCUUUACAGUGGUGGUGA
Messenger RNA from Colossoma macropomum (tambaqui), 2575 nucleotides. RefSeq names its product leucine rich repeat containing 45 (gene lrrc45). Gene Ontology annotation, molecular function: protein binding. The transcript is spliced from 18 exons. Gene Ontology annotation, cellular component: centrosome. The record is from RefSeq and is a predicted model, not a curated record. Bases 151 to 2175 code for a protein of 674 amino acids. Lineage: Eukaryota; Metazoa; Chordata; Actinopteri; Characiformes; Serrasalmidae.